GCACAAACAACAACUUUUCUUCUUCUUCCUUCUCUCUCUCUCUCUCUAAAAUUGCGAAGAUGAUAGAUUCUACCUUGGAGUUCGUCAACAAAACCACUUCCAAUUCUUUAUUCAUGUUCCUCUUCUGUAACAUGAUCAUCAUCUUAAUCCUCUUGGGAAACUCUAAACCGGGUUCUGAAAUUAAAUCAAAUCCCGGUUCGAGGGAACCAAAGUCGAUAUCUGAAUCGGUUCUUAACUCAAAGCCCGGUUUAAAGAAACCCGUGUUGCUAUCUGAAUCAGUUCUCUCUCCCAAACCCGUGUUAGUAUCUGAACCGGUUCUCUCUUCCAAACCUGGUUUUGAUAAACCCGGUUUGAUCUCUGAUUCUGCUCUCCCGUUAAGUCCCCGUUUACAAGAACCAGUGAUGAUAUCUAAGUCGGUUAGCUCCUCCCAACCUGCGGGUUCUGAUCAAUCGUUGACUUCCAAAUCCGGUUUGAAUGUAAUGUCUUCUGGUUUGAAAGCCGGUUCAGACUAUUCAGAGAAAGACGUGAGAGGGAAAAUGCGGAAGACAGAGAGCUUGGAAGUAGAGAAUGAGAGCUUGGAAGUGGAGUGUAUGCUUCGUAGACGAGCUGAAGAAUUUAUUCGUAAAGUUAAUACUCAAUGGAAAUUAGAGAACAAGAAUACUAAUCUCUUAUAGUACUAAUCAGAGUUUUGUUUUGUAAUUAUGAUAUGCUCCUUUUUUCAAAAACAUGUUUUUAUGGAAAUGCUCUUUCAAAAACUAUUUAUGGGAAGCAACAAGUUAAUAUUUGUGUUCGUCAACAAAAAAAACAAGUUAAUAUUUGUCUGACUAAAAGUGAAUACAUAUUUA
Messenger RNA from Eruca vesicaria subsp. sativa (arugula), 845 nucleotides. The record is from the annotation of a GenBank genome assembly. NCBI's taxonomy places the organism in Eukaryota, Viridiplantae, Streptophyta, Magnoliopsida, Brassicales, Brassicaceae.